CCUUUUUUCUCUAUUUACGCAAAUUUGGGGGUUUGGAUCCGUAAAAGAAAAAAAAAAACUAAACCCGUUAAGAGAGAAAAAGCUCGCAAUAAUUUUCAAAAAAACCCCAGCACGACGCCGUAUUCUGGCCCUCAAUUCCCGCCAUGGCUGCACAGGUGGCGGAGCCACAGCCUUCUGCUUCCCAGCAACUCGCCCUCACCUCGCCCGAACCCGACCCGAACUCCGAACCCCCGCUCCACAGCGCCAAAACCUUGAUUUGUGCCCUCAAUUUUCUCUCCCGCAAUUUGCCUCUGCCCCAACACGUUUACGACGCCGUUUCCUCCAUUUGCCAGGACGCCGAUGUUCAAUUUGAAGCCGAGGGUGACGUCAGCAAUGGGGCGGCUUCACCGCCGCCGCGGACGGGUGAAUUUGGUGUUUCGAGUUACGAUGAGUUAAUGUCGGACUUUGAGGAUGCAGUGUCGAAGCAGAGAUCGAGUUGUUUGCCUGGUUCUAGAUUGACAGACUUAAAGGGGAAUAGGCAUCAGAGCCGACUUCAGCAUCGAUUGACCGAACUUGAGGGGUUGCCCACAAGCGGAGGCGAGGAGCUGCAGUCAAGAUGCUUGCUCGAACUCUAUGGACUUAAGUUAGCUGAGCUCCAGCGCAAAGUGCGCUGUGAAGUGGGUUCUGAAUAUUGGCUUCGUCUGCACUGUGCAAAUCCGGAAAAACAGCUUUUUGAUUGGGGCAUGAUGCGAUUACGUCGCCCUUUAUAUGGUAUUGGAGAUGCUUUUGCCACGGAUGCUGAUGAUCCGCUGAGGAAGAAACGAGAUGCUGAGAGGUUGUCGAGAUUCGAGGAAGAAGAAAAGAACCGUAUAGAAACUAGGAAAAAGAAAUUCUUUAAUGACUUACUUGAUGCUGUACGUGAACUCCAAAUGCAAGGACAAGCUUCCCAGAAACGACGAAAACAGAGAAAUGAUGGUGUUCAGGCUUGGCAUGGAAGGCUGAGGCAACGAGCUACACGAGCUGAAAAAUUAAGGUUCCAAGCUCUUAAAUCCGAUGAUCAAGAAGCAUAUAUGAAAAUGGUUGAGGAGAGCAAGAACGAAAGAUUGACAAUGCUCCUAGGAAAAACUAAUGAUCUCUUAGUUCGGCUGGGAGCUGCUGUACAACGUCAGAAAGAUGCCGGGCAUGACAUCAUCGAACCUGAGCAUGUUCCGGAAUCUGAGUUGCCUGAGUUAACUGAUACACCAGCACAAUCACUUCCAGAAGAAGACGAAAAGGUUAAUGAUGAAUCUGAAGAUAAAGCAAAGACGGGAGAUUUACUAGAAGGACAACGGAAGUAUAAUUCUGCUGUACAUUCUAUCCAGGAGAAGGUGAGCGAGCAACCGAGCAUGCUUCAGGGUGGAGAAUUAAGACAAUACCAAAUAGAGGGGCUUCAAUGGAUGCUGUCACUAUUCAAUAACAACCUAAACGGAAUUUUAGCUGAUGAAAUGGGGUUGGGGAAAACUAUUCAGACCAUCGCUUUGAUUGCUUAUCUCAUAGAAAACAAGGGUGUGACUGGGCCCCACUUGAUUGUCGCCCCAAAAGCAGUCCUGCCAAAUUGGGUUAACGAAUUUAUGACUUGGGCUCCUAGCAUCUCUGCUGUUCUUUAUGAUGGGCGCCUAGAUGAAAGGAAGGCCAUGAAAGAAGAGUACUCUGGCGAAGGAAAGUUCAAUGUUUUAAUUACCCAUUAUGAUCUUAUUAUUAGAGACAAAGCAUUCCUGAGGAAAAUUAACUGGAACUACCUAAUCGUCGAUGAAGGGCAUCGACUAAAAAAUUUCGACUGCGUUCUUGCACGGACUCUCGUUUCAGGUUAUCGCAUUAGGCGGAGGCUUCUUUUGACUGGUACACCUAUCCAGAAUAGCUUACAGGAGCUAUGGUCCCUACUGAAUUUUCUCCUUCCCAACAUAUUCAAUUCGGUUGCAAACUUUGAGGAGUGGUUUAAUGCUCCCUUUGCCGACAAAUGCGAUGUCUCUUUAACAGAUGAAGAACAGCUGCUAGUCAUUCGCCGCUUGCACCAUGUCAUCAGACCGUUUAUAUUAAGGAGGAAGAAGGACGAGGUUGAGAAGUUCCUACCUGGGAAAACACAGGUCAUACUUAAAUGCGACAUGUCUGCAUGGCAGAAAGUUUAUUACCGCCAAGUGACCGAAAUGGGGAGGGUUGGUUUGGCUCACGGUAGUGGCAAAUCCAAAAGCCUCCAGAACCUGACAAUGCAGCUCCGUAAAUGCUGUAACCACCCAUACCUAUUUCUAACUGACUAUUUUACGCAGCGAAACGAGGAUAUAGUGAGGUCAUCGGGAAAAUUUGAACUUCUUGAUCGGUUACUCCCCAAACUUCACAGAGCUGGACAUAGAAUUCUUCUCUUCUCCCAAAUGACCAAACUUAUGACGAUUCUUGGAGAUUAUCUUUCAUUAAAAGGCUAUCAGUUUCUUAGACUCGAUGGCACUACCAGCACUGGUGACAGAGGGGAAUUGCUUAAGCAAUUUAAUGCUCCAGAUUCGCCUUACUUCAUAUUUCUUCUAAGCACUCGCGCAGGAGGACUUGGUCUGAAUCUGCAAACUGCAGACACUGUGAUAAUUUUCGACAGUGAUUGGAACCCUCAGAUGGACCAGCAGGCGGAGGAUCGGGCCCACCGAAUUGGGCAGAAGAAGGAGGUCAGAGUUUUUGUGCUCGUCAGUGUUGGAUCUAUCGAAGAGGUUAUCCUGGAAAGAGCUAAGCAGAAAAUGGGUAUUGAUGCCAAGGUCAUCCAGGCUGGAUUGUUCAAUACUACUUCCACAGCUCAAGACAGAAAGGAAAUGCUGGUUGAAAUCAUGCGUAGAGGAACAAGUGCACUCGGAACAGAUGUACCGAGCGAGAGACAAAUCAACCGUUUGGCAGCUCGAUCGGACGAGGAGUUUUGGAUGUUCGAGAAAAUGGACGAAGAGAGGAGAUUGAGGGAGAAUUACAGAUCCCGUUUAAUGGAAGAACACGAAGUACCAGAAUGGGUUUACGCUGUGUCCGAUAUAAAUGCAGGCAAGAACAAAGGCUCUCUAGACUUUGACACACCUGUCACGGGUAAGAGGCUUAGAAAGGAGGUUGUUAGGGACGACGCGAUUAGUGAUUCGCAGUGGAGGAAGGCUGUAGGGAGUGGAGACGAGGUUUUUUCGAACAGGGGUACAGGUGGCAAGAAGAGGAGAGAGAGUCAGAGUUUGCAGGUGUUGGAUAACGAAACACCCAAGAAGAGUAAUAUUAAUGUUGUUAUCGGUAAUAAUAAUAAUAAUAAUAAUAUUAGUAAUAGUGUUGUUGAGGAGAAGAAAGUGGCGGAUUUGAAGAGUGAAACGGUGUCGGAAGGGAGUGAAGACGAAGUGUACGGUCAGAGCUCUCAACGGAGGGAAGGCGAGAGUUCGAGAAAAGGUGGGGUGGGAUUGGGUAGUGGAUUCAGUGGUUUGACAUGGAAAACACAUAAGAGGAAGAGGUCUAGUUUGACCUGAUUAUUAUUAUUAUUGCAUUAUGGGAAACAAGAAGAAGAAGAAGAAGAAAAAGAUUGUACUUUUAUUUUUAUUUUUUUCUAUUUUUAUUUAUUUUGUGAAGGAAUUAGAACUUUGGAAGAAGUAUAGCUGUAUUAGAUACACUUGGUAAAUGGAAGUUGUUGGCUUUAUUUUUGUUUAGAUUUGAUAUAAAAAUGAUUCAAACUGUCCGGAACCAUCGAAAAUGUCCGGGAUA
Molecule: messenger RNA, 3714 nt
Organism: Erythranthe guttata (spotted monkey flower)
Lineage: Eukaryota; Viridiplantae; Streptophyta; Magnoliopsida; Lamiales; Phrymaceae
Product: putative ATP-dependent DNA helicase CHR12
Molecular function (GO): ATP binding; histone binding
Source: RefSeq, a predicted model, not a curated record